This is a messenger RNA of Symbiodinium necroappetens, 1480 nucleotides long. The record is from the annotation of a GenBank genome assembly. NCBI's taxonomy places the organism in Eukaryota, Dinophyceae, Suessiales, Symbiodiniaceae.
GCCGUCGACACCUCGAUGCCACACGCAGCCUUUGGACAACGGGUCGCCCGACACCUGCUGCAGUACCUGUGUGCCCGACGAGGAGCCGACCACUGCCAACCUCAUCCAGCGGAUCUUGGAUCUGUGUGCCGGCAGUGCAGGCGACGAAUGUGGCCGUGUCGACAAUUCGCCCGAAACUUCGGCGACGAUGUGUUUCUUCAACUCUACAGAAACAGCCGACACCAACCCCCGCGACCUUCUGGUGCAGAACCUGUGCAUCCGGAACCAGGAGAAGCGGUUGUCGCAACGGAACAAGAAGGUCUCCGAACUCGAGCAAAGGCUCUUCGAGACUCAGCAUUUCAAAGCAGAGCGGCCCCUGGCAGAGAACUGUGCUGCCGAGGAGGCCGUGGUGGCAACGCUGGGUGCAGUACCCAUUGCUGCACAGUCGGAGGAGAAGAUGCUCCUCAGGACACCACCCGGGACCCCGAAGUUUCAACAAGACGAUCCAAUCCACGAGAUCGCCAGACAGCGGAGACAAGAACAGGGAAGUGGUGCAUCUCUGAGUUCUGAGACGACUUGCGACAGUCACGGCCACGGCCCUCUGCAGGAGUUCCCAGGCACUGCCCCUCAACACGGUUCUCCUGCCGAGGCAGGCGAUUCCGAGACCGCGAAUCCCAACUUCAAGGAUCUCGCGGACACCGAGAUUGGCGCUGGAGGUGUCUCACCUUACGACCUCGUGGUGCCAAAUCUCUUGCCGUACCUGAGCGUGCAGGACUUGCUGAACUGGCGCCUGCUGUCGCGGCACACCAGAAGCCCCAAGGCCUUGACACAGCACGUGGCCGAGACGGGCAGCAUGGACAGGCCCGACGCUGUUGUCGCUUUCUCGAAAUGGUUGGAAGUCUUCGUCCGUAACCCGGACACCUCCUUCGUGGCAGUCUUUGGAGACGAUGCCGUGCAGCAGAAGCUCCACGAAUGUCGUCGGUGGUGCAUGGCUCUGGCGCACAGGAGACACACGCAUUUUGCAGAGGGCCAUGCGCGCGACAUUGUUGACAAGAACCUCCGAGUUUUGCUUGGGCACUGCCGGAGUGCGGAUGCGUCCCUUGCUGCCGCUGCCGACCACAUCGUGCUCAACUAUGCAGCAGAUGGCCUCCGUUUUGUCCAGCAGCCUGUUGCAGCUGUCAUGCUUUUGCGCAUGGAAGAUUUGCUGGCGAAUGCGAGCGAUAGCGUGGAGGAGAUAGCAGCAUGCCAUCGGAAGCUUGAGCUGGUUUUUCGCUCGCUGAGCAAGCCUCAGCGUCAGAAGUGGGUGUCCCUUAUGGUCAAAUUGCUGAUGUACGGUCAGUAUCGCAAUGAUCGGUUGAUCUGGCAACUGAAGAUGCUAUGGCUGGCUGACGACGAUCCCAGGCGAACGUAUGCAGAGUCCGCAGAACAGUUGCGGACGUUCGCAAAGUCCACAUCAGCAGAUGUCCGGCAGGAGCUGCAGAUUCUCUUCGUCAGCUGCUGA